Molecule: messenger RNA, 351 nt
Organism: Prorocentrum cordatum
Lineage: Eukaryota; Dinophyceae; Prorocentrales; Prorocentraceae
Source: the annotation of a GenBank genome assembly
AUGCGGAAGGAGCUGCAGUCAGCUUGGAGGCGCAGGGCCGCCGUGGCCACGCGCGAGACCAUGAGCACGGUGGCCCAGGUGGUCUCCGCUCAACUCGGGGUCGACAAAAGCAAGGUGACAGGUUGCUCGACGUUCUCGGCUCUCGGUGCCGACUCGCUGGACGUCGUGAGCACCGUGGUUGCUUUGGAGGAGCAGUUUGAGGUAGACUUGCCCGACGCGGUCGACAUCGAGUUGCCCGACAUGGGGACGGCGCGACUGAAGACGAUGCAGGACCUUGCUGAUCUGAUACAAAGCAGGUUCGACGCCGCAACGAAGACGCCGUCUCAUGCGGUGGCGAUGUCGUCGUGGUGA